This is a messenger RNA of Oryza brachyantha (malo sina), 1125 nucleotides long. RefSeq lists its product as uncharacterized. Lineage: Eukaryota; Viridiplantae; Streptophyta; Magnoliopsida; Poales; Poaceae. The record is from RefSeq and is a predicted model, not a curated record. The transcript has 7 exons. Bases 232 to 822 code for a protein of 196 amino acids.
AAAAAAGAAAGGGAAAAAUCCCGUCCUCUCCACUCCGCCGCAGCAGCCGCCGCCGCCGCCGGUCAGCAACCCCUAUCUAGCCGCCCGACGGCGAGUUGACGAGGGGCGAAUUCGUUACGCACGAAGCCCCGGCCGCCGCCCGAGCCCUAUACACGCGCCUCCCCCAAAAGUCCACGCGACCUACGCUGCGGUAUACUCCCUGUGCCGCCGCCGCCGCUUGGAGGAUCCGAGAUGGAGUCAGUGCCACUAACUGCUGAAGCUAUUGCUUUUACUGAGAAAAAGAUGGACAUGACUUUAGAUGACAUUAUUAAGAUGUCAAAGAAAAAGAAUCCUGGAGGCAAGAAACCCACUAGACAACCUAUCAAGAAGCGUCCGUUCCAGGAUGGUAAUUCUAAUCAAGGGAAUGCAAAAGUUCAGCGGUUUAUGGAAUCUAGAUCGACUAUAAGACAAGGUGUUCUUGCACAAAGGAGGACAAAUCUUGGUGGAAAUCAGUUCCCAGCUACAAAGCAGGCUGCAAAGAAGGCUGCUACAAUGCCAAUACGCAGCAGGGGUGUCAAAUGGAACAAGCCAAGUGCCCCACCUAAGUCAGUUCAGAGGAGGCCUGUAGGAGAGGCUUUUCAGAAUGGGAAGGGCAAGGAGGUGCAGAACCAGGCGCCGAAGACAAUGGAUGCGCUCUUUGCACAAAUGAAGCAGCAGAGGAUGAGGACCAUGCCGCAGCAACAGACAAACGCUGUCCCUGGACGCCAGUUUACCCAGCAGCGGCGUAAUCAACAGCAGCGGCGAGGAAGAGGAUAUGGGGGCCGCACUGGCGGUAACCAAUGAGUUCAAACCACAUCCAAUGUGCUUCUUGGGAGCAUUUUCAAUUCGCUGGUUUCUUGGGUGGGAGAACCCCUGAAUGCUAACUGCACUUCUUUGUUCUCUUAUCUCUGUUAAGAGAAUCGUGAACAUAAGCUUACUGAAGUUUGUACGCAGUUUUCAAGUUUCAUAUUUCUACUUCAGCUUGUAUAAUGUCUGAUGGAAUGGAAUGUAUGGAAAUUUGCUUUUGUGUUAUUAGUUGGGAUAUUUGUAGACAGCUAUAGGUUUAUGGAUUAUGGUGCCAUUGAAUUUCAGUGAGUUCAGCUUUUA